Messenger RNA from Salmo salar (Atlantic salmon), 3814 nucleotides. RefSeq lists its product as uncharacterized. NCBI's taxonomy places the organism in Eukaryota, Metazoa, Chordata, Actinopteri, Salmoniformes, Salmonidae. Gene Ontology annotation, molecular function: RNA polymerase II cis-regulatory region sequence-specific DNA binding; DNA-binding transcription factor activity, RNA polymerase II-specific. Gene Ontology annotation, biological process: regulation of transcription by RNA polymerase II. The record is from RefSeq and is a predicted model, not a curated record. Gene Ontology annotation, cellular component: transcription regulator complex; nucleus.
UAGAAGAGAGAGAGAGCGUGCAUGGGAGGGAGGAGGAACUAAAAGAAAAAAGUUAAAACUAAAAAUGGCUUCCUUGUCUUUGGAGUCUGCAGAACAAUCUGAGAAUAGCACGGAGGAGUCUACCCAAGAGGCCGCUCCGGUAAAAGAGGAGACGGAUCCGGAUGAAGUUUCAGAACAAUUGCUAAAAACUUUUCAGAACUCGGCGCUCAGCUUUUCGACAGAUCAAGUAGCAUGUCUGUGCGAAGCCCUUCUACAGGCGGGCAAUGUGGAUCGCCUGUGGAGAUUCCUAUCAACCAUCCCUCCUUCGGCCGAGCUGCUACGUGGCAACGAGACUCUCCUCAAGGCCCAGGCACUGGUCGCUUUCCACCGGGAAGAAUUCAAGGAGCUCUACGCAAUAUUGGAAAGCCACGACUUCCACCCCAGCAACCAUGGGUUCCUGCAGGACCUCUACUUACAGGCGCGCUACAAGGAGGCGGAGAGGUCCCGAGGUCGUAGCCUGGGCGCCGUGGACAAGUAUCGGCUUCGGAAGAAAUUUCCCCUGCCGAAAACAAUCUGGGAUGGAGAGGAGACUGUGUAUUGUUUCAAAGAGAAGUCUCGCAAUGCACUGAAAGAGUGUUACAAAGGCAACAGGUACCCCACUCCGGACGAGAAGAAAAACUUGGCCAAAGUGACUGGACUCUCCCUCACGCAAGUCAGCAAUUGGUUCAAGAACCGACGGCAGAGAGACCGAACCCCGUCCGGUACCAACAGCAAAAGUGAGUCCGAUGGUAACCACAGCACAGACGAUGAGGGUGAUGACAUCUCAGACAAACCAGAGGACAUUGUGGGCUCCACAGCCUCCAUCUCCCUCUCUGGCACCCCCUGCAGCACUGGAGGCCAGCUCUUCCUCAACGGGGCAGGUGGGUUCCUCACCGCCUCCCACCCCUUACUCAUCAAUGGGGGCUCCCUGAUCUCCGGGGCAGGGGGUGGGGUCAUCAUCAACGGGCUGACCCUGAGCGAUGGUCACACGGUUACCCUCAGCCCCAUAUCGGCUAACUCACCUCUGCUCUUCAAUGGAGCGCAGGUCAUAUCCAAGAGCAGUGAGGUUGUGCAGGAUAUGGGUCUUGAGGGCCAGGGGGUUAUGGCCAUGGAGGCCCAGCCCAGCUCUGCCAUCUCCCUCCCUCUGACACAGGAUCUUAAGACGGACAAUGUAAGCCUGACGAACCCCUCAACCAUCCCCACCCUGGACUUCAUCAAUGUCUCAGAGGGGAUUGUUCUCAAAGCAGGGGACAUCCAGACAGUCUCUCCUUCCCCCUCCUCUUCCUCCUUGUCUUCCCCCUCAACAUUCUCCCCCACCUCCCUUCCCUCCCUGGUUCUGACUCAAAAUGGCUGCCUUUCCGACACCCUCACCCUUCCGGUCUCUAUGUCCUCUCCGGGCGUGGUCAUCUCCAGCCCUGUAGUGGGCCUCCCCAGCCAGCAGGGGGAGUAUGUGGUGUUUGCCACGGCUGGUUCUCAGCUCACCCCCUCCAGCUCCAUCUGCCAGGUGGUGUCCUCCUACAGCUACUCCACCCCACAGGUAUUCUCCCUGCCUCAGGUGGUGCCCUCCAUCCAGGGUGUCCCCGUAUCCCAACUGGUCCAACACACACCUGGAGGCCAGGUGUCCCAGUGUCCCCAGUUAAUCCCUGUGUCCCCCCUCACCUCCUCUCUCCCCCAGGGCACCCUCUCCCAGUUCCAGGCCCACCAGACUCUGAACAUCGCCCCCCGCCUCGCCCAACCCCUCCCCCAGCAUCAUACUAGUUCCUCUACGUUGGGAGAGGGAACCACCAUCCUCUCCCUUUCCCAGCUCCCCAACGGACAGCUCCCCCAGGGACUCACACUCCAGCUGGGUGACCAGACCUCAGCUACCAUCCCCACUCUGACCCAGAUCCAGUCCCCACUAGGCCAUCACCAGAUCAUCUCUCAGUCCAAAGAGACAACCCCAGGCCAUUUGGUUCCCCUCUCCCUGCCCCAGCUGGUGCCUGUCUCCUCCACGGGACAACUCUCCUUCCCUCAGGUGGGCCCGUCCACCCCUUCCCUAUCUGGAUCUGGUGGAGCCUUCCAGAUCCUAACCUCGGCCCCUGGAGGUGGGAUGACUCAGGGGCCCUUCAGGAUAAACCAGCUGGGACCCCUCCAGACUGUAGGCCCCCCGACCAGCAUGGCUCCUGGUGUCCAGCUCCUCAACUCUGGGGUCAUUCAGCUCCCCUCCGCCUCGCCAGGGAAUCUCCUCUAUGGUGGAAGCCCCAUCCUGAGUUACCAGAACGGCAAGCUGAUCCUAACUAUCCCAGCUGGCAUCCAGUUCGGCAGCCUGCCCAUGAAACCCGUCCCUGAGGCUUCUACCCACCCCACCAACGGAGUAGGCCCUGGACUCACCCUCAACCCUGUCAUCCACCCUACACCUACCCUCCUCCCAGUCUCCACCUCCGUCCCAACGUCCAACACCCUAGAGACGUCCCCCCUCUGCUUCAUCAACUCCUCUCCGCUCUACUGCACUCCUGAGAUGGGUGUCCCCACCAACCAGCCCCUCUCCACCACCUCCCCACACACCCUGGACCUCUCUGCCUCCCACACUCCUCCCAAUGCCCUCACCCCAGAGAGCAUGCUCUCCCUCAGCCCCAUGUGCAGCGGAGUGACCCCCACCACUCAGCUCUCCCACACCACCUGGAGCCCUGUCCCCCUCUCCACCUCUGCCAGCCUGACUAUGUUUGACGUCCGUGGGAAGGGAGAUCUGCCCGAGGACCCGCCUCUGCUGGACCUACCUGGAGGCGAGGCCCUGCUACUAGGCAGCCCCUCUCCAGAACAGGAUGUGGACAGGGGGUCGCCGUUGGCGGACCCAGUGGAAAUGGAUGGAGACCCCAAGAUCCUCACCCAGCUACAAUCAGUCCCUGUGGAUGAUGGGUUGGGGCUGUAAUCCAGUCCCUCAGCCCACACCACCACAAACUGUUACAAAACAAUCUGGAAGGUUUUGUUUGUCCGACCUCGGUGCUCCCCUGGCUAGGUUUGCAUUGAGGAGUGGACAGGCUUUGACUCGUAUGAGAAAGGUGCUUUGACCAAAUAUAUCCUCUGCCGAUGAUCCUUUGGAUAAACUGUCAUGGGAUAGGCUAAUUGUAUGCAACACGGAAUGACCUGGAGGAUGGCCUUUCAUACAGGCUAGCCUAUCCCCUGAUUUCUGUUACUCAACUGUCCACUACUUAGUCUCCACUUUUUAAGCACUCAUCUGCCUCCCAUAAGCCUAGAGCCCUUCCUGUGUCCAGUCAGAGCACAGCGUUUAUUUGUAAGGACAUUCUGCUACUUUUAUGCACAGACGUCCGUUUCAGCCAAGACUAUUUGUACUACAAGAAUGAAUGCCUUGGGUUUUAUUUGAGCAGUAUGCCACGGCCAGGCUCUGUCUUAAGUCUCUAAACACAGUCAAAUGCAGACACAGACAAGCGUUCAGUCCUGUUGAGUUGGUGGUGCUGAAUGGCUGCUCACUCUAGUGCCGGUGUAGUUUGAGUGCUGCUGAGUAUUGCACAGUUUGGCGCGGUGAAGGCGGCAGAGCGUGGACUGACAGUGGCACCAGAGACCCCGGACCUCUAGCAUUGAGAUGGACUGUGUACUCCUCUCUGUCAAAACUGGUCAGCAGUGUCACCGCAUCGAGGGGCGCAGGCUCGUCAUUUAACUACAGGUUGGAAUAAAUGCUAAGCGCUAUCGCAUCUGAGGUAUGUAGGAGGAAAUGGGAGUCCCCUGAGAUUUCUUCGUUUUUUUUUUUUUACUCUAUGCAAUCGAUGCAUGUUCCUCGUGUAAAUAUGACCACGUGACA